Molecule: messenger RNA, 6610 nt
Organism: Drosophila gunungcola (fruit fly)
Lineage: Eukaryota; Metazoa; Arthropoda; Insecta; Diptera; Drosophilidae
Gene: Tdg
Exons: 7
Coding region: 713-6139 (1808 amino acids)
Biological process (GO): base-excision repair, AP site formation
Cellular component (GO): nucleus
Molecular function (GO): mismatch base pair DNA N-glycosylase activity; DNA binding
Source: RefSeq, a predicted model, not a curated record
AACAGAGAAAUGUUAGGAAAACGUCGAACUAACAGAAAGUCAGAUCGAGAAAACUUUAUGGUGUCGGUUGCUUUUCGUUUCGUGUCGUGUACUUGUAUUGUAUGAACAGAAAGUUGAAAAUGAUCAUAAAUCUCAUCCAGAGUUCUGUUUUGAUUCCCUCGUUACAUCUGAGAUCCAGUGCGAUUCAAUAUUCCAUUUAACUGCAGAGUGAAACGUGUGUGCCCACUCUGCCCCUCUAAGCCGAUGUGCGUGUGUAUGUAUGCAUACACGACAAUGUAUGCACAUACAUAUGUCUGCAUAUACAUACGAAAUUGAAAUUAUGCAAAAUGUGCAAUAUAAUGCGAAGCCAGGUUAAGGAGCAGUGCUUCAAACAAGAUAUUUAUGAAAAUGUAACUGUUACGUAUAUGUGCGAAUUCCCUUGUUCUUAUCCUGUGCUUAAACCGUCGAACGAAACUGUGUCCGAUGUUCUGAGAGCUUAAUGCAACUUGGUGAGCUACGGUAUCCGGCAAGCUCGAAACUAUUACCAAAACAGGAUCGAAAACGCGACAUUGGCAUGCUUUUAGCGCAUCUGGCACUUAACACACUUGACGAAAGUAAUUUGAUUGGAGCUAGGAAUCUAGAAAUAGUAUACGAAGGAUUGUUUUUGAUGCUAUUGGAAAUGAUCGAUUGCAACCGUAGAUUUUCUCCUAAAUGGACGAUUUAUAAAUAGGAGAUGCAAGUGGAAAGGAAAAACAUCCCACUGAUAAGUAGUUCCUUCACUUACGCGCCUACAGUAGCUUCAUUAAUCUUAGGAAUAGUUCCAAUACAAGCAGCCAGAUCUUUUGCUGCCUUACAGGAUUUAAUCAGCGUUUUGCAGGCUUUCAAAUUUUCACUGACUGAUCAAUCCACAGUGCAGAGGGCAGCGAAACCCGUUAGCACUGUAAUGGCAUCAAAUGUGGAUGAAAGCUUGGCCCCGUCAGAUGGAACAGUGCCGACAUUGACGCCAUCAACUCCAUACCUUACAAAUUCAGAAAAAAGCCACAAUGACGAACCAGACAAGUAUGUCUCUGGCCUGCCUAAUAGUCGCAAACGCCUGAAGCUGUCCAAUCUUGAACUAAGCAGCAGCCAGGGAGAUGAUGUGUGCAAUCCAAUCAAUGACCCUGACUUGGUCCCAAACGCAAGAAAGUCAGAGAACAAGCCAAAUGAAAUGGAAAAGCACCUGCCAAGCCACUGCAAUAUCGUCGUUGAGGGGUCAUUAUCCGUGGAUAGCUCAGAGAAGAAAAGUCCAGAGAAAAUGGUGCCAUUCGAUAACGACUGUUACGUGCCCCCAGAGCAGGCAUUGGUCACUAGCGUGGAGCUAGUAGUUCCAGCUCCUCAGACCUCUUCGUCAAGCAUAGCGGACAGGCAGUCCGAGGAGCCAAGGCAAGGCUCCCUGGGAGAAUCGUCGGCAGCAUCGUCAUCGACCGUUGAUGCCAAACUGCAGUACAGUACGGCUGGUCUGUACAACUCUAGUAGUUCCACAAGUAUAUUAGCAAACAAUAAAAUCGAUGGUUGUGUAAAUGACUCUUCCAAUUUGAACAUAAGAAUUCCUACUAAGUUAGCAGUAACGACAGAAACGGGUGAUAUUUUGCUGGAUGAUAGAAGGACUUCCUUAUGGACGCCUCACCAUGACCAGUCUGGGCAGUCUGGGCAGUCUGGGCAGUCCCAGUCCCAGUCCCAGCAGCACACAGAGUCAGCGUCCAGUGAGAGUAAACAAGAAUAUGUGAAUGCUACCCCGGAACUGUCAUACCAGCAUCAGCAUCGUCACUCGGAACUUUUGCUUCAAAUCGAGAAGGAAAGCUCUGGAGCGGGUGUAUUUUUGCAAGCGAUUCCAAUGCCAUUGCAGCACCACCACGACAAUGCGACGCAGGAGCAAUAUGGCCAGACAGAAACGCCUUCUGCCAUGGAUAGCCAGUUGCAUAAUAAUUUUUAUACACAGAUGAUUCAGCAGCAGCAUCUUCCACAAAACCACCAUCAGCAAAGCAUGCAUGAACACAGUCCUCGACAUCAGCAGCAUGCAAGUUACUCCAGCUAUAUCUCUCACUAUCAGAAUUCUCCCUUGUUUGGCACACAUCAAAGUGAUCACCACCAACGUCAGCACCAACAGCAUCAAAAUGCCAUGGAGUGCCAUGGGCAUUUACAUCAACCGGCCCUUAUUUCACAGCAACACCAACACCAUUUGCAGCAUGAACAGCAGCAAAUUCACCAAAACCAACAUCAAUCGACACAGCAACAACAGCCAUUGCGCGAAACGUACCAUGAUCUUAUUAUGGAUGAUUUUCACGAAGAACCCAGCGCAGCAUUCAAAUUAACGCUCUCCCCUAGCACUGCAAAACCUGAAAAUCAAGAUGAUGGGUAUGAGACUAGUGCCGGCGACGUUUUAACCCCGAACUCUCAUAGUUCGUCCGCCCACUCGGUUACGCCUCAACAUCAAAUGCAACACCCUAACAUCGUGCUUAUGUCGCAGAACCAGAAGAAGCCUGAUGAGCUGAUAUUGGCAAAGAAUCCUCUGACUGGUGAAGCCCACACUGACCCCAAUGUAUCUUCAUCCAGCGGCAACCAAGUGCAGGUCUCCGCCUCCCAGACGCAAAUCGAGCUGAGUGGGGGCUCGCGUUGCCCCAGUCAUGCCUCUGUUGUCGAUCCCUACAGUUUCAUGGGUGAGGAAAUGCGCAUGCACUCGGCAGCCCAUCGCCACAUGGACACUGUGAGUACUGGAACGACGGGCUACGCGUCAGUACCAUCGUCAAAUGGUACUCCAGAGUGCAUACCCGGAGGAAUGUACCAACACCCUCAGCACAGUACAAUUAUUUUGGAGCAAACUGAUAACGCUCAAUGCGGCUUGCAUCCCAAGCCAACGCCAAAGAAAAGAGGGCGCAAAAAAAAGUUGGUUGCCGACAAUACUGAAACCACGCAAUUAUCAACACCAACGACUCAACAGGACACAUCUGGCGGAACUUCAGUCUGCGAAGACGGUGCUGGUGAUCUAUUGCAAGCCAUGAAACCCAAGGAACGCAAAAAGCAUGACCGGUUCAAUGGAAUGUCCGAGGAGGAAGUGAUUAAACGGACAAUUCCAGAUCAUCUGUGUGAUAAUCUUGAUAUCGUUAUAGUCGGAAUAAAUCCUGGCUUGUUUGCCGCAUACAAGGGUCAUCACUAUGCAGGGCCAGGUAACCACUUCUGGAAGUGUCUUUACUUGGCGGGCCUCACACAGGAGCAGAUGAGUGCCGACGAAGAUCACAAACUGCUAAAGCAGGGAAUCGGAUUUACUAACAUGGUGGCGCGAGCCACAAAGGGAUCAGCCGACCUAACAAGAAAGGAGAUAAAGGAGGGCAGUCGAAUCUUACUGGAAAAGCUACAGAGGUUUCGUCCAAAAGUAGCCGUUUUCAAUGGAAAACUAAUAUUCGAGGUGUUUUCAGGAAAAAAGGAAUUUCAUUUUGGUCGCCAACCUGAUCGCGUCGAUGGCACCGACACCUAUAUUUGGGUGAUGCCCUCAUCAUCAGCACGUUGUGCGCAACUGCCCCGUGCUGCCGACAAAGUGCCGUUUUAUGCGGCCCUGAAAAAGUUUCGCGACUUUCUAAACGGGCAGAUACCGCACAUUGAUGAGUCGGAGUGCGUCUUUACUGACCAGCGCAUCCGGCAGUGUAGCGAGCAACAUCAGACGGAAGCCAGCGGAAAUAUUAAGCAAACACACCAAUCUUCCAUGGGCGAUCACCACGCGGGUCUAGCUUUCGUUGGUAACUGUGGUCCAAGCGCAGGGGCUGCGGAGUGUGGAAAUGAUAUUUCUGUCGCCGAGGAUUCCGAUCAAGUUCAAUCAGACAAAAUGAUGCCUCACAUGAAUGCCAGUGCGGCACCAUCUAGUAACUGCACUGAUCGGGGAUCCUUUCCCUAUGCGGGUGACGAUAGACCCAUGAUAACCACAUCCAAUCAGAAUCCCACCCCGAAUGAAAGUACUUACUUGUCUGUGUUUGGUGCGCAGCAGUCUCUGCCACAGCAGCCACUAGAGAAGAAAAAACGAGGCCGUCCAAAGAAGAUAAAGGGUCAAGAUAUGAUUGAUCAUACCGCAGGCAGCAAACUCACCAUAGGCGGACAGCAUAUGCCCCAUCACGACUUCAACAAUAUUCUCAACCUGUCGGUAAUCUCUGGCGGUAGCAGCAUUGAGACUCCGAAAAAAAAGCGGGGCCGGCCAAAGAAACUGAAACCCGCUAUUGACAACAUGAUGACAGUCAAACCGCUUCAACACGGCAACUCUAAUCCAAGCACUGGAGCAGGGUUGUCAGUAAGCUCAAUGCAUCCACUCUCCAUGGAGCACAUAGCAGCGUCCCCCCAGAGCAAUCAUCAAAUGCCGCCUAGUUUGUACAACACCCCGCCACCGUCGCACCUUUUGUACACGGCGUCGGCAUCUCCGAUGGCGUCCCCCGCCCUCAAUUGCAAUUACACCCAAGUGCAUGGCCAUGGAACUCCGCCGGUAGGGCAACCAAAUUCCGUUGCUCAGGGCACAUCACCCAACAUCGAUCCGCAGAUCGAACACUUGUCACCGCAGAAAAAAAAUCAGCAUGGGAACCUGGAGGUCGGGCUAGACAUGCGGGAUCAACCUCACUUGGGUGAAACACCUCCUCCGAGCUCGCCAAACAUGUGCACCGCCGUCGAUUUUGAACCACCAGACGAGCACUCCAGUUCCCAGGUGCGUCCAGGGGAGCACACUAAAGCGCCUGAAUUGGGCCAACAGCAACCGCAACCGCAAUUAACGGAUAAAGACCAGUAUGAUAGUCCGGCGCACGAUGCCGAGGUGAAUUCAGCUCAUCCUCACGAACACUACCAACAGUGGCUAUCACCGCAUCCCCAUCAAAGCCACCAACCAGCGCAGAGUCUGACACAACAGCACCUGCAUCACCCCAUGCAGCAUUUCCAUCAGGAGCAGGCGGAGAACUGGCAGCGCUACGAGGAGCCGAAUUCGAAUCCCUACAUGCUGAUUUCCGCACACCACCAGCAUCUGGGCCCACGCUUGGGAAAUCAAAUCCAUCAGAAUUCUUCUCAAACAGGUCUCAUCGGGUCAGAUGUGGCUCGUAAAAGCUUGUGCGGCCUCGAGUCGCUGGUGGAUCAAAUACCAGCAAUAAGGGAGCACGAGUGCAGCAACCUAUCUUCGGCGACAGCAGCGGCUGCUGCGGCUGCUGUUGAGAGUCGUUUGUUGGGUUUGCAGCACCAGCAUCAACAACAGCAACAUCAGCAACAACAGCAACAUCAGCAACAACAGCAACAUCAGCAACAACAGCAACAACAGCAACAUCAGCAGCAACAACAGCAACAUCAGCAGCAACAACAGCAGCAACAACAGCAACAGCAACAUCAGCAGCAGCACCUACAACAACAACAACAACAACAACAGCAACCAAAACGUUGUAAUCAAGAGAGUCCGGUGCAGGCGGAAGCAUGUAGACCUACAAGAGAGAACAGCAAUGUGAGCAACAACAAUUUUUCGGUAAGCAGUCUGGCUGCUUCCGCAUCGACUGUAAGAAGUGACAACGAUGCUAUAUAUGGAAACAGUGGCGAAAAUCGAGGCAACAGCGAAAGCGGCAACAGUAACAACAACUGUAGCAACAGCAUCGAAUAUCCCAUUCACAGCCACAGCCCGUCCGGUUAUCCUCAUCACGCCUCUCAUCUGAUCGGUAGCGCCCUUGGGGUAACUAUGGGGAACUCGGAGCCGAAUCCCCAUUCGCUGCCCCAUCCUCUGCCGCCUCCGCACUCACAUCCGCAUCCAAUGUAUAUGGAUCAAGCACACCACGUGGCACAUAUCCCCCCCGUAAAUGUGAACUCAAUGUACGGUCCACCUGCAUAUGGAUCACAUCCACAGCAUAACACUGGAGAGUAUGCUGCUGCACACGGCCACUAUAGUCUCGGCAGUGCCGCUCAGUCGACUGUGCCAGCUAGCACAGCGACUUUGCAUGUGCCGAGCCCCAAUUAUCCGUUUGGACACAAUCCAUAUAGUCACACCCCGCCGCAGGCGAAUUACCCAAGCUAUACUCAUCCACAUACUCACCACCAUUCACACCAUAGUCAUCCCUCGCAUCACUUGAGCGUAUUUGAUCACCUGAAGCCGUCCGACAUAGGUGGGUACGGCAGUUUUUGAUUAAAGAAACAGCAAGAUGAUCCACACCAACCGAUAACGUAAUCAGAAUCAGAAUCGGAACGAUCCGAAUACAGCGACUUGAUGUGAAUGUAAAUCGUUAACUCUUACGAUUUCGCGUCCCGCCGCAUCUCAGCAAUAUUUAUCAAUCUCCGGCUUUGCCGAUACUAAUUUAAGGAAUUUUUAGAUCUUAUAUAUACAAUAAGAUAACCAAAGACUCCGCCUAAAAUACUUAUUUAAGCGUUACUUUCUUAAAUUAUAAACUACUACAUAUGAUAAUGUUUACUUAAAUUAUAUACGUAACUUACAGGAAAAUCGAUAUCGAAAUAUUUUUUUGUACUUAAUAUCAAUUAUUUUAAACUUACUUUAUUUUACUCCCACAUAAAUAUUGCAUAACUUACUCGUAAAUAAUAAAGUUUCAAAACAAUAUUCAAACGGACCCAGGCUUAAAUCUGUGGCCCACAUAGCACUUUA